This is a messenger RNA of Orycteropus afer afer, 583 nucleotides long. Its product is annotated as RAD52 motif-containing protein 1. The record is from RefSeq and is a predicted model, not a curated record. Lineage: Eukaryota; Metazoa; Chordata; Mammalia; Tubulidentata; Orycteropodidae. Gene Ontology annotation, cellular component: nucleolus.
AUGGCGGAGUUGACCUUGUUAGCCCCUCUCACAGGCAGUGAUAAAACUUCGGUAGUGUGGGAGCUGAGCUGUCGGCCAGGGGCCAAGGAUUUACAUCAUUCUCUGUUCACAGUAUGCUCCGAGUCUGACCAUCUGUAUUCAGGCCACGGCUUCCCAAAUGCUGCAGGGGCUGGACCUGGCUUCUAUGCCAUCAUCAAAUUUUAUUCCGUAAGGGCAGCUCACAGAGCCCAAAAGGCAUGCGACCGAAAUGCACUUUUUCAGAAAUCUCCAGUGAAGGUUCAUCUUGGCACCAGUCAUAAAGCCAUUCAACUUCAGGUCCUUGCCCUAGAGAGCUCUCGAUGUCAAGAACUUGGAGAUGACUACUUCAAUUUCAAUGGGUGGUCCAAAAGGAUUAUCAAGCUUCAGGAUCUUUCUGACCUUGAAGGAAGUGAAAAUGAAGAUAUGGCAGCAGCUCAGAAGCAAAGCCUGAAGUUCUGUGCUCUAGAGGUGGUGUAGCCAGCCUGUGAGUGCAGGAGUCCUGGACCUGGUGUCGCAGAGGAGCCUUUAAAUAAGCAGGAAGGUCUGUUUCCAAGUGAGGGUGAAG